Messenger RNA from Oncorhynchus kisutch (coho salmon), 867 nucleotides. RefSeq lists its product as uncharacterized. NCBI's taxonomy places the organism in Eukaryota, Metazoa, Chordata, Actinopteri, Salmoniformes, Salmonidae. The record is from RefSeq and is a predicted model, not a curated record.
ACUUCAUUCUUCAGAGGUAUAAGAGGCCACAUCCUAUUCUGGGCUUCAUAAAGAGGAACCUUCAACAGCUCACAUACAGAGCUUCUGCCUCAAAGGACCACUCAUUGAAGAAUACAUUUUAAAAAGUCAUGCAAAGACAGUGGAGUGAUCAGCAGACGAUUAGUGGUAGGUCUGUCUGAGACAUCAUGGAGGGUAACAACAGACAACAGAGAGAAAGAUCAGAAGAAAGAUCCCCAGAGACGUCUCCUAUGACGGUUCCGGUAACCCAGCCACGCUCCUCAAUGUUCUCCUGCUGUUUGGGGAUGGCAUCUGAUGAACCUGUAGGCGUCCCAGCUAGUAAUGUAACACAAGGCUCUAUUAUGAAGCAGCCCACCAGACAGUCUUAUAUCAACAACCCAGACACCAGCGAACGCAUAAUACGAUUGGAGAAUACUGAGCUGCAAAUGUUGCCCACUGGUGCCAAGAGGUUGAACAACACCCCACAACCAGGGCAGCCAGAGCCUUCUAAUAAGAUGAAGGAUAAAAGAGGGGACCAAGAUGGAAGGAACGAGCUCAACCAGGGGUCCAGUCAGAAGGAGAACCAGGAUCAAAAGAUCAAGUUUCUGAUCAAUGUGCCCAUGUGGGUCCCACUACCUGACAACAACCGACUGGACCAAAUCCAGUCACAGGUUCAAAGGUUACUGAAGUUGUUGGAGGAUACAGGAUUUAAGGAGGAAGAUGAGGAGCACCUGAAAGAUGUGGCCAUCAUCAUUGGCCUCAAUGGCAAAGAUUCUCCUGAGCUCAGGAAGCAGCUGACAAUGCUGAUGAACAUAAAGGAGAAUACGGUAUUGAAGUUUAAAAAGAUUUCAUUUGCCUGGGGACCAAAUG